Messenger RNA from Magnolia sinica, 906 nucleotides. Its product is annotated as PLASMODESMATA CALLOSE-BINDING PROTEIN 3-like. Bases 107 to 670 code for a protein of 187 amino acids. The transcript has 4 exons. NCBI's taxonomy places the organism in Eukaryota, Viridiplantae, Streptophyta, Magnoliopsida, Magnoliales, Magnoliaceae. The record is from RefSeq and is a predicted model, not a curated record.
CUAGCUAGGAGAACUCUCCUCAGGGAAAAGAGCCCUUUCACCUCCUUACAUUCAUCCCUCCCGUCCCAGUCUCUCUCUCUCUCUCUCUCUCUCUCUCUCUUCAUCAAUGGCUAUUCUAAUCCUUCUAGUGCUUAUCUUGGCCAUGGCUGGUGGCUCAGGUGCAACAUGGUGUGUUUGUAGGUCUGAUGUGAGUGAUGCGGCCCUUCAAAAGACAUUGGACUAUGCUUGUGGAGCUGGAGCUGAUUGCAAUCCAAUCCAUCAGAAUGGAGCAUGCUAUAAUCCCAAUACUGUGAGAGGUCAUUGUUCUUAUGCUGUCAAUAGCUACUUCCAAAAGAAAGGACAGAGCCAAGGGACAUGUGACUUUGCUGGCACUGCCACUGCUGUUACAGCUGACCCAAGCUCUACUGGUUGUGUCUAUCCUUCAACCCAGAGUGCUGCAGGGACCACACCAACCACAAGCACAACCACCCCAACCACAACAUCACCCCUUACUCCCACCACUACAACAACCAACACCCCAACUACUGGAGUAAUGGGAGGGAUCAACCCAGGACUGGGCCCCUCAGGAGGAAUAAACAAUGAUUUCAACGGUGGAUUUCUUCCAAAGGCAGGUUUGGGUCCCAUCUUCCUAGCCAUCUUGUUUUCAAUCUUAGUCAUGUUUAGGGGUUAAGAUAGAAAAGACCCAAAAAAGGUGUUGGUGGGCCAAUGCCUUGGAGAAGUGGAGCUUGAUUGAUGGAUGAGAUCUUACUACUGCAAGUGGGUGGUGGGGCAUCUCUAUAAAUAUUUCCCACUAUAGUUGUUUUUUUCUUUUUUAACCUCUCUUUGGAUUUUUGUAUAUGUAGGAUAGUUAUUUUAUUAAUUGAAUGAGAGAAUCUGGACCUUUCUCUUUGUAGGGUAUGAGAGUAA